Messenger RNA from Symbiodinium sp. CCMP2592, 576 nucleotides. The record is from the annotation of a GenBank genome assembly. Lineage: Eukaryota; Dinophyceae; Suessiales; Symbiodiniaceae.
AUGGAAGCGGCGUGCCGGAACGCCACGGAGGAGCCGACCGAAGCCAAUCUCGUGCGGCUGCUGGAUCUGUGGUCGGCCGACUGGAAGCACCGGGGCCGCACUCGGGCGGUGGGGCCGGGGGCCUAUGAGCGAUAUGCCACGCUGGGGCUUUUCGGGCACGGCGGCGUGGUCGGGGUUUCCAAUGCCACGGGCCUGCGGGCAGCCUGUGCAGCCGUGAACAGCUUUCUCAAGAGCCGCUUUCCGAACGGCACCUGGACGUCCAUAGCUGUGCUCUUCAACCCGCGCAUGGGGCUGCACCGGGACAUUCAGAACAUGCCAGGGCACUCGAAUCACGCACUUGCUCUGGGCGAGUGCACAGGAGGGCGGGUGUGGAUCGAAGAUGACGAGGGGGACUCCACGGCAUGGCUGGCCGACAAGAAAGGGGAGCGGGAGCUGCGGGGGCGGUGGCUGGACAUGCACGACAAGCCGGGCAGCAUGUGGGCGCUCGCUGCUUACGUUCCGCAAGCCUAUGCUCGGGCAACGGAGCAGCACCGAGAGGCACUGAGAGAAGCGGGCUUUCCGCUGCCUGCAUCAUGA